Messenger RNA from Ruditapes philippinarum (Manila clam), 3252 nucleotides. RefSeq lists its product as uncharacterized. The transcript has 11 exons. The record is from RefSeq and is a predicted model, not a curated record. Gene Ontology annotation, molecular function: NAD+ binding. NCBI's taxonomy places the organism in Eukaryota, Metazoa, Mollusca, Bivalvia, Venerida, Veneridae. Bases 106 to 3108 code for a protein of 1000 amino acids.
AGUAUCCGAAACUGUUUCUAUGUUCAAAAUGGCGGACGAAGUUAUUUUGACAACUGAUAACGGGGACUAAAAUGGAAAAUUGCACGAUUAACAAAUCAUUAUUGAAUGAAAGUACCCUUAUUCGAGGAUGCUGAAUAUACCAUGCUAUUAAGAUCGCUGAUGGCUGCAGUAAGGAAAGGGCCAUCAGGGGCCUUGGAGAGAGUGCCUUCAGCUGGUACUAGAAAUAAACCUAUAGGUGCACCACUUAGAGCUAUUCACCCUAACAGUAGUCCAGUGUACAAGACCCAUUCAGAGUCGGCACUUACUGCAGGAUUAUCAAAACUGACUAUAAAUGACAAUAAAAAUAGGCCAGUUCAAAAGAGAGUACUAUCAGGUCGUGCAGGUACAAAUGGUUUGGUCAAACAUGUAUCAGAUGUAGCCGGACUGCUGCAGACAGAGGCUGUAAAAAAUGUUGUAAUUGUAGCUGGGGCUGGCAUCAGUACCCCAAGUGGUAUUCCAGACUUCAGGUCACCGGGUACGGGACUGUAUGACAACCUUCAGCAGUAUAAUAUACCAUACCCUGAAGCCAUCUUUGAUAUAGAUUACUUCUUUGUCAACCCUCGUCCAUUCUUCACCCUAGCGAAAGAGCUUUACCCGUCAGGAAAAUACCGACCUAAUUACAUACACUACUUUGUUAGACAGCUGUACGAUAAAGGUCUUUUACUACGCAUGUAUACACAAAAUAUAGAUGGGCUAGAGAGAUUGGCAGGAGUACCAGCAGAGAAGAUGGUGGAGGCUCAUGGGACAUUUGCUACAGCCACAUGUACUAUCUGUAAACAUAAAAUGGAGGGCUCGGAAAUAAAGGAGAAAAUCUUCUCAGACAAACUACCAAGGUGCCCUACACGAGGCUGUAUAGGAAUAGUAAAACCAGAUAUUGUGUUCUUUGGUGAAGAUUUACCACGCAAAUUUUACAGUUAUAUGAAGGAUAUGCUGCAAGCAGAUUUGGUUCUAGUCAUGGGAACAUCUUUAGAGGUUCAGCCAUUUGCUGGUAUUAUAGACACCGUACGAUUUAAUGUACCCAGAAUUCUGUUCAAUAGGGAAGCAGUUGGUCCAUUUAAAUAUCAAAGAAGAACUCAAGAUGUUGUUGUUACGGGUGACCUCAUAGACAACAUGGUGAAGUUUGCCACACAGGUUGGCUGGAAAGAUGACAUGGUAGAACUGAUUACAAAAAUGGAGGGACAAUUCACUAUUGAAACAAGGAAACGAUUACCCCCUAAAGGACCUUCUAAAUCAACUACAGGGAAGCAGUUAAACAAAAGCCCAGCAACCCAACCAAGUCAAAAUAGAGGUAACAGCUAUAACUAUGGGGCUAGGCGGGGACGACCUACUUUUAAUUUAUACGAUAGUAACUCUUCAUCAUCGGAAAGCUCAGAAAGUGAAAGUGAUGUCAGUUCCUCCGACUCUUCAGAGGAGGAGAACAAAAAAGGUAGAUUCAGGGGACUUAAUCGUGGGAAACUUUUAAAUAAUAAUAAUUUAAGAAAUGGUGCUAAUACAAGAAGUAACGGUGUUAGAAGUACAAGUGCAAAACUCACUGAUACAAAUAAUAAAAGAGAUUUACAUACUCAGAGAAACAUAAACUCCGGAAAAAAUUCUCCCGCAGGAAGUUUCACCGGAAGGAGUGUCAAAUCUGAGAGCUCAGUCAAUGCGUUGCUCACAAAAAGGAGACUGGAGAAUUCAAAAAAUGUUACGUCCACAUCAGAUAUAAGAACUAACGGAAAAUCUGACAAUGUUUUAACGCAGUCAAAGAACAACAUUCCACCAGUUGUUGAAAAACAGAAAGUGCAGCAGGCUGAGAGAGAAAAGGUGCUAAAGAAAUAUGGUUUAGGAUCUCAGUCAGCUCUCAAUAACAAUCCUACACUUAAUAAUCAAACCAAAAUUACCAAACUUUCACCAGAUACGAAUGUUUCUUCUAACGGGGCUAUAACACCAGUGGAGAAAAAUGUGCCAGUAGAUACUUUUGUGAAAGCUAAACCUCCUGUGAACAGAAAAGAUAAACCUUUGAAAACUGUGAAAAGUGACAGUCUCAUUGCAUGUUCUGGUUACUUUGUUGAAGAUGUUAAACUAAAGAAACCUGUUAAAACCAAUGCUUUUGAAAACGAAAGCGAAGAAAAGACGUUUGGAUUCAAAGGUGAUAGUAAGAAAGAAUUUGAAGAAUCUGUCAGGGUAGCAGAAAUGGAUGCUUACAUAUCAAGUGAAAUAGAAACAUUCAGGAAACAGAAAAAUGCAAAGCAUUUAGAGAAAAGGGAUAUCAUAAGGUUGACCAGAGAAGAAGGUGAUGAUAGGGUUGAAAUUGAUAAACAAGAAUCACCUGGUUUUAUAAGAGAAACACCUAUAAAAUCACAGUCAUUCGAAAAUGGAAUUAAACAAGACUAUUUAGAGCAAGAAGGCUUAAUUAAUGAUAAUGAAAGCAAAACUGAAAGUGAUCAAGAAAAUCUUUUGGUAGCUAAUAGUGAUAAAAAAUUUGAAGAUGAGCCGGAAAAUCAGAAAGUUGUAGAACAUAACAGAUGGAAGAAGGAGACUUCAGCGAGGGAUAAGGUGUUACAGUUACUGGAUAAGAAAGUGAAAGGUCCUAUUGAAAUUAACAGCUGUGCAAGCUCAGUGACUAGCAGGAAUGACAGCAGAAAUGAUAAAGGGUCAAAGGUGCUUUCAGAAAAAGCUGCAAAAUCCUUUUCAAAGUAUGCGAAACUAGCAUCAGGCAAGAAAGGGAAAAAGAAACAUGGUAAGAAACACAGAGUAAGUCAAAAAGACAGUCCUUCACCUGGAGCUAAGACUGGUAAAGCUUUGUUAAAAUCUGUGAACUCUCGCCCUUAUGGGUAUGCACAUAGACAAGCAAAUGUUGUAAAAGGCGUUGGCCCUUUCCAUCGGAUAAAUAAACGAACUUUAAACAGUGCCAUUGAACAACCGCUAUCAGUUUUAACACCAAGGUCAGGUUCUGCUGAUUUACCAAAGAUAAGUUAUCGGCACCAAAUUCAGCCAACUCCUACAUUUGAUACUCGAAAUAUUACUCAAAGGAACAGUAUGUUGGUAUCUCCAGAUUUAGGAAUCAAUAUUCCAGAAGAACAGAGAUGAUGAAAGUAUAACUUUAGAAUUUCAUAUACUUCAUUUUAGAAGCAGUGUAGAUAAAUUUGAAUUUUCCAUAUAAUAUGGAACAUUAUAAGUCAUAAAAAUCAUCAUAUUAGAAUUAGUUUGUGAAAUUUAGUUUAUACUUUAUAC